GCGGAGAGCAGUACAUUCUGUCCGCUCUUCAGAUCUUAUUAGAUUCAAACUGCGUCCUGAUAUUAUGGUUGAGCCAAUUUCAGAUAUUUUUCUGUGAGAAACUGCACUUAAAUCCGUUCAAGUGAUGCGAAUUCAGCGUUAAAGAGCGGGUAAAACAGGGACCUGAGGUCGGAGUCAUGUUUGUGUUACUGAGUGCAGCUGUGGCUGCAGUCUGCUUGUAUGUGGUCGUGUACUACAGUCUGAUCAGAGGAGAAAGCUGUCACAGCAGCGUCCAGGCGAAGGGCAGGACGGCGCUGAUUACAGGGAGCCACACCGGCAUUGGUAAAUCCACAGCUCUGGAUCUGGCCAAGAGAGGAGCCAGAGUCAUCUUGGCCUGCCACAACAAGGAGAAAGGAGAGGCUGCUGCUUUUGAUAUUCGCAGAGAGACUGGAAACAACCAGGUGCUCUUCAUGCAGUUGGAUCUGGCCAGCCUGAAAUCUGUCCGCAACUUUGUUGAAACCUUUCUGAAGAUUGAACCCAGGCUGGAUAUCCUCAUCAACAAUGCAGGUGUGAUGUGUUCAGGAUACACUGAGGACGGCUUUGGCAUGGCUUUUGGGGUAAAUCAUCUGGGGCACUUCCUGCUCACCACACUGCUCCUGGAGAAGCUGCAGCAGUGUGGACCAAGUCGAGUGGUGACGGUCACUGCUUUCCUGAGCUGCUUUGCAGAUAUCAAUUUACCUUUUUUAACUUCCAAAAAGGAUUUUGUCUUAGGUCAUUCUGCCUGGAACAGCUACAAAAGCUACUGUAGCAGCAAGUUGUGUAAUAUGCUUUUCAUCCGAGAGUUGGCCAACAGACUGGAGGGCACCAACGUCUCCUGCUACUGCGUACACCCAGGAGUCAUGUAUACGGAACUGUGUCACAGCAUCAGUCCAACUCUUCAGCUUCUGCUCAGGCCCUUUGCAAAGAUGUUCUUCCUGGACCCUGAAGGAGGAUCUCAGACUGUCCUGCACUGCGCCCUGCAGGAGGGCAUCGAGCCCUUCAGCGGUCGCUAUUUCGUCAACUGUUCUCUUCAGCAAACUGGUGCCAAAGGACAAGAUGAUGUUCUUGCAAAAAAGCUUUGGGAAUUGAGUGAGAGGUUCACUCGUUUAUGAUGAGAGAUUCAACUUCAUCCAGAAACAGUAAUUCCUCAUGUCAGCACAUGUUUAUAUUAAAGAUGUGUGUGUGUGUGUGUGUGUGUGUGUGUGUGUGUGUGUGUGUGUGUGUGUGUGUGUGUGUGUGUGUG
Messenger RNA from Salarias fasciatus (jewelled blenny), 1261 nucleotides. Its product is annotated as dehydrogenase/reductase SDR family member 13-like. Lineage: Eukaryota; Metazoa; Chordata; Actinopteri; Blenniiformes; Blenniidae. The record is from RefSeq and is a predicted model, not a curated record. The transcript is spliced from 5 exons. Bases 177 to 1130 code for a protein of 317 amino acids.